UUAUUAUUUAUAUUAAAAAAAAAUGUUCAUAUAUGUUUAUAUAGUUUAUGAAAAAAGACCAAGGGGGGUUUAGUAAGUAGCAGGAGCGACAUGAAAAUAUAAGCUAAAUAGAAUAAAAAUAAAAAUGGUACUACGAAAGAAUCAAAGAAGAAGUUUAUAGUCAACGAGACAAAAAAAUAAGUCAUCGAAGUUCCCGUCACGAUUCAAAAUUACAGAAACAUAAUCCAACUUUUAGUAGUAAUAUUUUAAGAAUGACAAGUGAUCAAGAGUUUUGCGAAUGCAGACCUUUGGGUUUCUUCCUAGGAUUACCCUUUGCUUUCUUGUCAUUAAUUUUAUCUCUUUUUGGUGCUAUUCUUUGGAUUUUCGGGUCAAUAUUUAGUUGCUUGUGUCCAUGCUGCAUAUGCUGCACAGGUUUGGUCGAUUUUGCUGUGUGUUUGGUAAAGCUUCCUGUUCGAGUUCUUAGAUGGUUCGUUGACCAAAUUCCUUGUUAAUUUGAGACCACAAACUCUCUAUUUUCUAAUUAGUUUAUAAUAUUAGUUGUGUGAAUUAGUUUAGUUGUUAUUAAUAUAGACAAGUUGCAUAUAAAAGAAAAGCUUCUAAAAGCUUGUUUUAGUUAGAGAUUCACAGUCAUUGUAUAAUUAUUUUGAUUUUAUUCAUUAUUACAAAUAUACUUUGUUUUGAUAUUCUGCCCUUUUGGUAUCUAUAAGGAUUACUUCAUUCAUCC
Molecule: messenger RNA, 724 nt
Organism: Lathyrus oleraceus (garden pea)
Lineage: Eukaryota; Viridiplantae; Streptophyta; Magnoliopsida; Fabales; Fabaceae
Product: signaling peptide TAXIMIN 2
Exons: 3
Coding region: 252-491 (79 amino acids)
Source: RefSeq, a predicted model, not a curated record